This is a messenger RNA of Zingiber officinale, 1323 nucleotides long. RefSeq names its product zinc finger protein ZAT11-like. The record is from RefSeq and is a predicted model, not a curated record. The transcript has a single exon. NCBI's taxonomy places the organism in Eukaryota, Viridiplantae, Streptophyta, Magnoliopsida, Zingiberales, Zingiberaceae. The coding region runs from base 344 to 1075 and encodes 243 amino acids.
GAUGCUCUUGCUAGCAAAUGGCGGCUUUUGACUCUCCCCCUCUCCUUCUCGAACAAGUGUUGUGUGCGUGCAACUUGCAGUGCAUGGCCACAACUGGACAACUCCUAAAGUAACAACUGAUCUCUCUAACUAUCUUCUUCUUCAUCUUCUUGUUGCGUGUUGCAUCGCCACUGAUCCCUCUCUUGCUAUAUAUAAUUGUUCUUCUGGUUCCUUUUUUUCACUCCUCUAGCUUCAGUUCGUCAAUUCCAUUCCCGUCUCUUCAAUUCCUUCUCGGCUUUAUUCCGUCCGAUGUAGUAGGCAGUGAUUUGGGUGGAGGAAAGCUAAGGGAUCGAUCGAGGAAGGCAUGAAAGCGCAGGAAGAAGAGAGCAGUAGCAUCGCCGCCGCCAGGGGCAAGCGCACUAAGCGCCGGAGAAGGCACCGUCAGGCGGAGCCGUCGCCGUCGACGGCUUCCUCGGAAAGCAUCGUGACGGAGGAGGAGGAGGACAUGGCCAACUGCCUCAUCCUUCUCGCGCGCGGGCGUUGCGCGGCCGGCGGCUGGCCGCCGCUGCGGGAGUGUUCCGCCGCAGAGAAACAGAGGAUUGACAGAGGAGUCACUGACUCCGCCGCCGCCGGAGUGUUCGAGUGCAAGACGUGCAACAAGCGCUUCGCCUCGUUCCAGGCGCUCGGCGGGCACCGCGCCAGCCACAAGAAGCCCAAGUUGGGCGGCGCGGCGGAGAAGGAAGGUGCGACGAUUGGUCCGGAUGGUGCUAAUGCGCGAGAGAGUAAUAUAAGCGGCGGCAAGCCGUCGACGGCGACCUAUAAGAUCCACGAGUGCUCGAUAUGUAGGUCGGAGUUCAGCUCCGGCCAGGCGCUCGGCGGGCACAUGCGGCGACACCGGCCGCCGGCGCCGGAGACCCAACAAAGCGGCAAGAAGGAUACGGUGGUCACGAGCCACGCCUUCGAUCUGAACCUGCCCCCGCCGGCCUCCUUUGACGACGUCGACGACGCCAAAGGAGUAGUUCCUUCUCCAGGACCAGAUUUCGCCUGGGCUGAGACCCCACUCGACCUCCUUCCGGCGACCGCGACGAUCCACUAGUUGAACAAGAAACUGAUGAAGAAAAUCAAACCGUUCAUUAUUUUUGCAAUAAUCUUCCUCUAAUCUCAGAUUCUCCAUGAACGAUCCUUGAAUUGCAAUGUAAUUAAUUUGAAUUGGGAAAAUGCUGAUAAUUAAUUAAUGCAACAAUUUGUUGGUUGAGAGUUCACGUAAAGGGAGUGGAGUGGAGUGGAGUGAUUGGUAUUUUGUUGGUGCUUAAAUUUUAAUUGGUUUUUCCACCACCAAGAAAA